Aspergillus viridinutans is the source of this 6381-nucleotide messenger RNA. RefSeq names its product glutamate synthase (NADH). Bases 1 to 6381 code for a protein of 2126 amino acids. The record is from RefSeq and is a predicted model, not a curated record. The transcript is spliced from 5 exons. Gene Ontology annotation, molecular function: FMN binding; iron ion binding; flavin adenine dinucleotide binding. NCBI's taxonomy places the organism in Eukaryota, Fungi, Ascomycota, Eurotiomycetes, Eurotiales, Aspergillaceae.
AUGGGUCUUAACUUGCAGGAACUCUAUGGCCAAAAUAUAGUUGAAGAGCAGAAACCGAACGAAUAUUCGGAGUACCAGCCAAAGCGUGGCUAUGGCUGGGCUAACACUUUGCCCGAGAGGCAGGGUCUCUAUGACCCCGAAUAUGAGAAGGAUGCUUGCGGUGUAGGAUUUGCUGCUCACAUCAAGGGCAAAGCAAGUCACAAAAUUGUCAGCGAUGCCCGCAAUCUGCUUUGCAACAUGACGCAUCGAGGAGCCGUUGGAUCUGAUGCACGAGACGGUGAUGGUGCCGGUGUUAUGACCAGUAUUCCGCACAAAUUUUUCGUUAAGAAUUUCGCCCGAGAAGUUGGCGUUGACCUUCCUCCGCUUGGCCAGUAUGCCGUCGGUAACUUGUUUUUCAAGCCCGAUCAGGAGUCUCUUAAGGAGUCUACCGCCAAGCUCGAGGAAAUUGCAGAAUUUCUCGGUCUGCGGGUGCUAGGGUGGCGUGAGGUCCCUCGCGACUCAACCCUCUUGGGUCCUGCUGCUCUGUCCAGAGAGCCGAUCAUCAUGCAGCCAUUUGUGGUCUUGAAGUCCGCAUAUGGUGAGGGAAAUAAGCCAGAGAACACCGAUCCUGAGUCGUUCGACGAGAGGACUUUCGAGCGCCAGCUCUAUGUUCUUCGGAAACGAGCUACUCACGUCAUUGGUCUCGCUAAUUGGUUCUAUCUGUGCUCCCUCAGUAACAGAAACAUUGUCUACAAGGGUCAAUUGGCCCCUGUUCAGGUUUACCAGUACUACCAUGAUCUCGUCAAUGUUGAUUACGAAGCGCACUUCGCUCUCGUCCACUCCCGAUUCUCUACCAACACAUUCCCGUCUUGGGACCGUGCACAGCCUCUGCGAUGGGCUGCCCACAACGGUGAAAUCAACACCUUGCGCGGAAACAAGAACUGGAUGAGAGCUAGAGAAGGCCUUCUUAAGUCUGACAUUUUCGGUGACGAGCUGGAUUCUCUGUACCCGAUCGUUGAAGACGGUGGCUCUGACUCGGCUGCCUUCGAUAAUGUCCUGGAGUUGCUGAUGAUCAACGGUGUUCUUUCUCUGCCCGAGGCGGUCAUGAUCAUGAUUCCCGAGGCUUGGCAGGAUAACCCGGCCAUGGACCCUGCCAAAGCUGCCUUUUAUGAGUGGGCUGCUUGUCAGAUGGAGCCUUGGGAUGGACCUGCGCUCUUCACUUUCUCUGAUGGGCGUUACUGUGGUGCGAACUUGGACCGCAACGGUCUGCGUCCUUGCCGUUUCUAUGUGACCGAUGAUGACCGUAUUAUCUGUGCCUCGGAAGUCGGUGCCGUGGACAUUGACCCGGAAAGAGUCGUCCAAAAGGGUCGUCUACAGCCUGGAAAGAUGCUCCUGGUUGAUACUGUGGCCGGCCGUAUCAUCGAUGAUUCUGAACUGAAGCACACUGUCGCCCACCGUCAAGACUUUCCCGCAUGGCUCGACAAGGAACUUUUGAAACUGCCUGACAUCAAUCGGAAGUUGCUCGAACAGAAUGUUGAUCUUAGUUACACACUCGACGAUACCACUGUUCAAAAUGACCCUCGGCUCAAGGCCUUCGGUUAUUCUUUCGAGCAGGUCAGUCUGCUUCUCGGUCCUAUGGCUGCGGAUUCGAAGGAAGCCCUCGGUUCAAUGGGCAAUGAUGCUCCACUGGCCUGCAUGGCGCAGCAGCCUCGCCUUCUUUACGAAUACUUCCGCCAGCUCUUCGCUCAAGUCACCAACCCUCCCAUUGACCCUAUUCGCGAGGCCGUUGUCAUGUCUCUCGAGUGCUAUGUCGGUCCUCAGGGCAAUCUCUUGGAGAUGGAUGCCUCGCAGUGCAACCGUCUGCGUCUUCCCUCCCCCAUCUUGAGCAUCCCCGAGUUUAAUGCCAUCAAAAACAUCAGCCAGGUCUACAAUGACUGGACGGUGAAGAUCAUCGACAUCACUUUCGAGAAGAAGAGGGGCGUCCCUGGUUACCUCGAGGCCCUUGAUGCCAUUUGCGAUGCUACCACCGAUGCAAUUCAGAAUGGCGACAAGAUCAUUGUCCUCUCUGACCGGGCAACCUCCGCGGAUCGUGUUCCUGUGUCCGCAUUGCUCGCUACGGGUCUCGUGCACCAUCACAUGGUCCGCAAUAAGUGGAGAUCACUUGCGGCUCUCGUCGUCGAAACUGCGGAGGCUCGAGAAGUCCACCACAUGUGUGUCCUGGUUGGUUAUGGUGCUGACGCUGUCAAUCCCUACCUAGCCAUGGAGUGUAUUCUCAAGAUGAACCGGGAGAAGUUGAUUCGCAAGCAACUUUCCGAUGAGAAAGUCAUUGAGAACUACAAGGCUUCUUGCGACGGAGGUAUCCUUAAAGUCAUGAGCAAGAUGGGUAUUUCUACCCUGCAAUCAUACAAGGGUGCCCAAAUUUUCGAGGCUCUCGGUAUUGAUGACAGCGUCAUUGACCGAUGUUUCGCUGGAACUGCGAGCCGUAUCCGUGGAUUGACUUUUGAGCUGAUCGCCCAGGAUGCAUAUGCCUUCCACGAACGCGGAUACCCAUCUCGCUCCAUCAUUGAAAUUCCCGGACUUCCUGAAUCGGGCGAGUACCACUGGCGUGACGGAGGUGAGGCGCACAUCAACGACCCCGUCAGUAUCGCCAAUGUCCAAGACGCUGUCCGUACCAAGAACGACAAGUCUUACGAGGCUUACGCGAAGGCCGCACAUGAGCAGAUCAAGAACUGCACUCUGCGUGGUAUGCUCGACUUCGACUUCGAGCAACGGAGCCCCAUUCCUGUUGACCAGGUUGAGCCUUGGACUGAAAUCGUCCGUCGUUUUGUGACAGGUGCCAUGUCGUACGGAUCCAUCUCCAUGGAAUCUCACUCCACACUGGCCAUUGCCAUGAACCGUCUUGGUGGUAAAUCCAACACGGGUGAAGGUGGUGAGGACCCUGAGCGUAGCAAACGACUGGAGAAUGGUGACACCAUGCGGUCUGCCAUCAAGCAAAUUGCCUCCGGCCGUUUCGGUGUGACCUCCCACUACCUUGCUGAUGCCGACGAGCUGCAGAUCAAGAUGGCCCAGGGCGCUAAGCCUGGAGAAGGUGGUGAGCUGCCCGGCCACAAGGUUGUCGGCCCCAUUGCCCACACUCGUUACUCCACUCCCGGUGUCGGUCUUAUCUCACCUCCACCUCACCACGACAUUUACUCAAUUGAGGACCUGAAGCAGCUUAUCUAUGAUCUCAAGUGUUCCAAUCCUCGGUCCCGCGUUUCCGUGAAACUGGUGUCUGAGGUUGGUGUCGGUAUCGUAGCCUCCGGUGUCGCCAAGGCCAAGGCUGAUCAUAUUCUGAUUUCCGGUCACGACGGUGGUACUGGUGCUUCUCGCUGGACUGGUAUCAAGUACGCCGGUCUUCCAUGGGAACUGGGUCUCGCUGAGACCCAUCAGACUCUGGUCCUCAACGAUCUGCGUGGUCGUGUAGUGGUUCAGACUGACGGUCAACUUCGCACCGGUCGUGAUAUCGCUAUCGCCUGUUUGCUGGGUGCUGAAGAAUUCGGUUUCGCCACCACUCCCCUGAUCGCUCUUGGUUGCAUCAUGAUGCGGAAAUGUCAUUUGAAUACUUGUCCUGUUGGUAUCGCAACUCAGGAUCCCGAACUCCGCCAAAAGUUCAAGGGCACACCCGAGCACGUGAUCAACUUCUUCUACUAUGUGGCUAAUGAGAUGCGUGCUAUCAUGGCCAAGCUGGGCAUUCGGACGGUCAACGAGAUGGUUGGACGUGCUGAGUUGCUCAAGGUCAGGGAGGACAUUCGGACCGCUAAGCAGGAGAGAAUUGACCUCUCCCUCAUCCUGACUCCCGCUCACUCUCUCCGUCCUGGCGUGGCUACCUACAAUGUUCGCAAGCAAGACCACCGUCUGCACGUCCGCCUUGACAACAAGCUGAUCGCAGAGUCCGAACUGGCGCUGGAGAAGGGUUUGCCUUGCAGAAUUGAGUGUGACAUUGUCAAUACUGACCGUGCCCUGGGCGCUACUCUAUCUUACCAGGUCAGUCGCCGCUAUGGUGGAGCCGGCCUUCCUCAAGACACCAUCCACGCCAACAUCAAGGGCUCUGCUGGUCAGUCCUUUGGUGCUUUCCUUGCUCCUGGUAUUACUCUCGAACUUGAAGGUGACGCCAACGAUUAUGUGGGCAAGGGUCUUUCUGGUGGUCGUCUCAUUGUAUAUCCCCCUCGCGGCGCUGCCUACAAGGCAGAGGAGAACAUCAUUAUCGGUAACACCUGUCUCUACGGUGCUACCCGGGGUACUUGCUACUUCCGUGGUGUGGCCGCUGAACGUUUUGCUGUUCGUAACUCCGGUGCUACUGCUGUUGUUGAAGGUGUUGGUGACCACGGUUGUGAGUACAUGACCGGUGGUCGUGUGCUCAUUCUUGGCUCGACCGGUCGUAACUUCGCUGCUGGUAUGUCCGGUGGUAUCGCCUAUGUCUUGGACAUGAACCAGGAUUUCCUCUCCAAGGUCAAUAUGGAGAUGGUCGAGGUUUCGGGCCUGGAAGACCCUGCUGAGAUCGCCUUUGUCCGCGGUUUAAUCGAGGACCACCACCACUACACUGGCUCAGAACUGGCCGCUCGUAUCCUUCUGGACUUCACCCGUGCUCUUCCCCACUUUGUCAAGGUGUUGCCUACUGACUACAAGCGCAUUCUUGAGGAGGACGCUGCCAAGGCCGCUGCCGCUAAGAAGGCCGAAUUCACUAUUCCCCAGCUUCCCAGCACUCCUGUCGAGAAGCCCAAGCCCAAGACGGAAGGAGAGGAGAAGAAGGCCGAGAUGCUGGACAUUGAAGACAGUGUGAGCGAUUCAAAGACUGAGAAGAAGAGGUCCGCUUUGAUCCUCGACAAGACGAGGGGUUUCAUGAAGUACAGCCGGCGCAGCGAGAAAUACCGCAACCCGGCUACUCGUACCCGUGACUGGGCCGAGCUGUCGAGCCGUCUCAGUGAGGAUCAGUUAAAGUAUCAAGCUGCCCGCUGUAUGGACUGUGGUGUCCCCUUCUGCCAAUCUGACACCGGUUGCCCUAUCUCCAACAUCAUUCCCAAAUGGAAUGAGCUGGUGUUCUCUGACCAAUGGCAGGAUGCUCUGAAUAGGCUACUUCUAACAAACAACUUCCCCGAGUUCACUGGUCGGGUCUGCCCUGCCCCUUGCGAAGGCGCCUGUGUGCUGGGCAUCAAUGAAGACCCUGUGGGUAUUAAGUCUAUCGAAUGUGCCAUCAUCGACCGUGGCUUUGAGAUGGGCUGGAUGGUCCCUCGGCCCCCUAAGACGCGCACCGGCAAGACAGUCGCUGUUAUUGGAUCCGGGCCCGCUGGUCUCGCCGCUGCAGACCAGCUUAACCGUGCCGGACACAGCGUCACUGUCUACGAGCGUGCUGACCGUAUUGGCGGUCUGCUGAUGUACGGUAUCCCCAACAUGAAGCUUGAUAAGAAGAUCGUCCAACGCCGCGUCGAUCUCAUGGCCGCCGAGGGUGUCAAGUUCGUCACCAACACUGCCGUUGGCCCUGACAGCGAGGUGUCCCUGAACUCGCUGCGCCAGAGCAAUGACGCCGUCAUCAUCGCCACUGGUGCCACUGUUGCCCGCGAUCUAAAGGUCCCUGGCCGUGAGCUGGACGGUGUACAUUUUGCCAUGCAGUUCCUGCACCGCAACACCAAGUCUCUUCUCGACUCGGGUCUCUCUGACGGCGAGUACAUCUCUGCCAAGGACAAGCACGUUGUUGUCAUUGGUGGUGGUGACACUGGUAACGACUGCAUUGGUACCUCUGUUCGCCAUGGUGCCAAGUCUGUUGUUAACUUCGAGUUGCUGCCUCAGCCUCCACCAGAGCGUGCCCGUGACAACCCAUGGCCCCAGUGGCCCCGUGUUUACCGUGUCGACUACGGCCACUCCGAGGUCAAGACCCACAUGGGCAAGGAUCCUCGCGAGUACUGUGUCAUGUCUACUGAAUUUGUCGACGACGGUAACGGUCACGUCAAGGGUAUCAACACUGUCCGCGUCGAAUGGACCAAGAGCGCCUCUGGCGGUUGGGAUAUGAAGACCGUUGAGGGUAGCGAACAGUUCUUCCCUGCGGACCUUGUUCUCCUUUCUAUGGGUUUCCUCGGUCCUGAAGACCGCCUUCUGGGCGAUGAAAUUGAGCGCGAUGCCCGUAAGAACGUCAAGACGCCUCCAGGUCAUUAUUCAACCAGUGUGUCCGGCGUCUUUGCUGCUGGUGACUGCCGCCGAGGACAGUCGCUCAUUGUCUGGGGUAUCAACGAAGGCCGUCAAUGUGCUCGUGAAGUUGACAGCUUCCUGAUGGGCACCAGCUCUCAGCUUCCUGUGACUGGUGGUAUCGUACGCCGAGCAGCCAUUGACAUGGUCCCAAAGACAAGCGAGACCACUACUGUUGUCGCCUAG